This is a messenger RNA of Dendroctonus ponderosae (mountain pine beetle), 2229 nucleotides long. Its product is annotated as probable cytochrome P450 9f2. The record is from RefSeq and is a predicted model, not a curated record. The coding region runs from base 1 to 1824 and encodes 607 amino acids. Gene Ontology annotation, molecular function: heme binding; oxidoreductase activity, acting on paired donors, with incorporation or reduction of molecular oxygen; monooxygenase activity. NCBI's taxonomy places the organism in Eukaryota, Metazoa, Arthropoda, Insecta, Coleoptera, Curculionidae. The transcript is spliced from 9 exons.
AUGACCAAGACCAAUACAAGCGCUGAAGAGCCGGAAAAUGAUGAGGAACUGGCUGGAAAAGCGGCGACCGCUAAGACGAAGCGGAAUGUGGAAAAGCCGCCGUCAAUUGUGAUUGCAGGUAAAGCAAACAGCCAUGUGGAGCUGGUAAAGGGCUUAAAAUCCAUCACCAGCAAACCUUUUACCCUAAAAUACACUAAGGCUAGCCUUAUAGUGUACUGCUCCUGCAUCAUGGACUGGGCGGCUGUAAAACGGUCUCUAGAAACCGAAAACAGCCAGUUCCACACGUACGCUCCUGCUACCGAGAAGACACACGCCUUUGUCCUAAGGGGAUUGGAGGACUUAGCCAUUUACUGGUACUCUAAGUUCAACACCAACGGAAAUAAUGGUCUCGCACUAAAAAACCACCCUGUAUGUGACUCUCUCUCAUUAUAUCCUUACAGCUAUUCUGGCAUGUAUCAGUUCAGUAUACCCACUCUUGUUAUUAAGGAUUCUGAGUUACUUAAACAGUUAACUGUCAGAGAUUUCGACCACUUUACCGAUCAUCGAAUAUUAGUAGAUGCUGACGCAGAUCCAUUAUGGGCUGCAAACUUAUUUGCUUUAACAGGUCAGAAAUGGAAAGAUAUGAGAGCCACCCUGAGCGGUUCAUUUUCGAGCAGCAAAAUAAAGAGAAUGUUCCAUAUUAUGAAUGGGGCUGCGGAAAAUUUUGUAAAUUUUUUUUUAACCAAAAAUGAAGCACUCAUAGAAGUAGAAAUGAGGGAUACGUUUUCGAGAUUUGCAAACGAUAUAAUUGCCACAACAGCUUUUGGGAUCGAAGUGGAUUCGCUCAAAUCUCCAAACAACCCUUUCCACAUAAUGGGAAAGCGAAUCACAGAUUUUUCUUCUCUGAUCAAACGUUUGCGAUUUUUCGCAUUUCUGAUAGUGCCGAAAGUGGCAAAGUUGCUGAAAAUUAGUCUAUUUGAUAAAGACAUAUCAUCGUUUUUCUACAAAACUAUUAAGGAGACUAUUCAAGUUCGAGAGGAAAAAGGCAUAGUUAGAGAAGACAUGUUAAAUAUAUUAUUAGAGGCAAGAAAAGGAACUCAACAUGAAUAUUCUGAAACUAUAGAGACAGGUUUUGCUACUGUCAAAGAAUAUACACAUUCUGGUAAAGGGCCACAGUUCGCUAAUUUAACAGAUGCCGAUAUAGCUGCUCAAGCAAUGGUUUUCUAUUUGGCUGGAUUUGAUACUAUUUCAAAUGCUAUGAGUUUUGGUUCUUAUGAGCUGGCAGUUAACAAGGAAAUACAGAAUAAAUUAAGAAGUGAAAUUGUUGAAACCCACAAGUUAAAUGGUGGUAAAGUAACAUAUGACUCUUUGCUGAAGAUGAAGUAUAUGGAUAAGGUGAUAUCCGAGAUUUUACGAAAGUGGCCGCCUGCAGGAGUAGUCGACAGAGUUGCUACUAAACCGUAUACUAUUAAGCCGGUAAACGCCGAUGAAAAACCAGUUCAUUUAAAAGUUGGGGAUUUAUUUUGGAUUCCAAUGUUUGGAUUUCAUAGAGAUCCAAAAAAUUUCGAAAACCCUACAAAAUUCGACCCGGAAAGAUUUUCAGAUGAGAAUAAAGGCAAUAUCAAGCCGUACACAUAUGUGCCUUUCGGUGCUGGUCCUAGAAACUGUAUUGCUUCAAGAUUUGCGCUUUUAGAACUGAAGACUUUAUUUUAUCACUUGCUGUUAAACUUUGAAAUAGAACCAACCAAAGUAACAACAGUUCCUUUGAAAUUAUGUAAAAAAACAUUCAGUCCUUCACCAGUAGGUGGUUUUUGGUUGGGAUUAAAGCGACUUACGAGCACUUAAGUUUGCUGGAAAGCAUAUCAUUACUGUUGAAGGCACGGGUGUUAUUUUCAUAUCAAAAUACGUUUUAAAAGUUUUUAGAUUAGUUUUAUUUAUACAGACAGUUAGAUAUUCAAUAGUACGCUAACACGUUUAUACUCACCCAAGCAGCAUUUUUCGCCUGGAUGACGUACAAGUGAGCACAUUUUUUGGUCUUAUAUAAGUUUGACGUCCAACUGGCGUAAGUAAGUCACAGCUUUAUAACGUCUAAAUGACGAGUCAUAAAGUGGUCUGAAUGACCAGUCGUUAAGACGUUUAGACGUCUAAAUGGCCAGUCAUAAAGACGCCUAAAUGACGAAUGCAAAAGCGCAAAUUAGACGUUAAGGUGAUUUAUUAUAAGGUAUUUAUAUAAAGACAGAUGAUCUAAUA